CGUAGCUGUUAUAAUCAAUCAAGUGGGAAAUAAAAUAUCUGAAAGGCAAAGCAGAGUAGAAAGAAGAAGAGGGAUCUUGAGUGAUUGAAUUCAUUGAUACCCAAAAAACGAAUAAGAAAAGAUGAGAGAGAUAAUAAGCAUACACAUAGGUCAAGCCGGUAUCCAAGUUGGUAAUUCAUGUUGGGAGCUUUAUUGCCUUGAACAUGGCAUUCAACCUGAUGGUUUGAUGCCCAGUGAUAGCACAGUCGGUGUUGGGCAUGAUGCUUUUAACACAUUCUUUAGCGAGACCAGCGCUGGUAAACAUGUCCCUCGAGCCAUCUUUGUCGAUCUCGAACCCACUGUCAUUGACGAGGUUCGAACCGGCACCUAUCGCCAGCUUUUUCAUCCUGAGCAGCUUAUUUCUGGAAAGGAGGAUGCUGCCAAUAACUUUGCUAGGGGCCAUUAUACUGUUGGCAAAGAAAUUGUGGACUUGUGUCUUGACCGAAUCCGGAAACUGGCUGACAACUGCACUGGUUUACAAGGCUUCUUGGUCUUCAAUGCUGUGGGUGGCGGUACCGGCUCUGGUUUAGGCUCUUUGUUGUUGGAACGCUUAUCUGUUGAUUAUGGAAAGAAGUCUAAGCUCGGCUUCACCAUUUAUCCUUCACCUCAGGUUUCAACAGCAGUUGUUGAACCUUAUAACAGUGUCCUCUCCACCCAUGCCCUGCUCGAACACACUGACGUUUCUGUGCUAUUGGAUAAUGAAGCUAUCUAUGAUAUCUGUCGUAAAUCAUUGGAUAUUGAAAGGCCCACCUAUACCAACUUGAACCGUCUAAUAUCUCAGAUCAUAUCGUCCUUGACAACUUCCUUAAGGUUUGAUGGAGCCAUCAAUGUUGACAUUACUGAAUUUCAGACCAAUUUGGUGCCAUACCCCCGGAUUCACUUCAUGCUUUCGUCUUAUGCCCCUGUCAUCUCCGCUGAGAAAGCAUAUCAUGAGCAGCUUUCUAUCCCUGAGAUCACCAACGCAGUUUUUGAGCCCUCGAGCAUGAUGGCUAAGUGUGAUCCAAGGCAUGGAAAGUACAUGGCCUGCUGCCUCAUGUACAGGGGAGAUGUUGUGCCUAAGGAUGUUAAUGCCGCUGUUGCUACCAUCAAAACCAAAAGGACUGUUCAGUUUGUUGACUGGUGUCCAACUGGCUUCAAAUGUGGUAUCAACUAUGAGCCUCCAACAGUUGUACCAGGUGGUGAUCUUGCCAAGGUGCAACGAGCUGUGUGUAUGAUCAGCAACAACACUGCUGUAGCAGAAGUUUUCUCACGGAUCGACCACAAAUUUGAUCUCAUGUAUGCCAAGAGAGCAUUUGUUCACUGGUAUGUUGGUGAAGGCAUGGAAGAGGGAGAGUUUUCUGAAGCUCGUGAAGAUCUGGCUGCUCUUGAGAAAGAUUAUGAAGAAGUUGGAGCUGAAGGAGUGGAUGACGAGGAUGAAGAGGAAGAAUACUAAUGUGAAUUUCCAUGAUAAUCAUGGACAGGAUGUGUUGAAUGCCCUAGUCACUGUGUCGACUUUGAAUUUUUCAGUGUUAAUCUUUUAGUGCUUCAGGCAAUGAAAUUAUAGAAUAUCGACUCCUGUAGUGGAUACAUGUCUGUCUUGUUGAACUGAAUGAUUUUCCUCAAAUGUAGUAUCUGUUUCAUGACGAAGUCAUCAUUUAAACUACUAAUAGUUGUUUCUCUAGAAUUA
This is a messenger RNA of Chenopodium quinoa (quinoa), 1705 nucleotides long. RefSeq names its product tubulin alpha-3 chain. NCBI's taxonomy places the organism in Eukaryota, Viridiplantae, Streptophyta, Magnoliopsida, Caryophyllales, Amaranthaceae. Bases 122 to 1471 code for a protein of 449 amino acids. Gene Ontology annotation, biological process: mitotic cell cycle; microtubule cytoskeleton organization. The record is from RefSeq and is a predicted model, not a curated record. The transcript is spliced from 5 exons. Gene Ontology annotation, cellular component: microtubule; cytoplasm. Gene Ontology annotation, molecular function: structural constituent of cytoskeleton; GTP binding.